Molecule: messenger RNA, 3570 nt
Organism: Ictalurus furcatus (blue catfish)
Lineage: Eukaryota; Metazoa; Chordata; Actinopteri; Siluriformes; Ictaluridae
Gene: mmp17b
Product: matrix metallopeptidase 17b
Exons: 12
Coding region: 830-2695 (621 amino acids)
Biological process (GO): extracellular matrix organization; collagen catabolic process; proteolysis
Cellular component (GO): extracellular matrix
Molecular function (GO): metalloendopeptidase activity; zinc ion binding
Source: RefSeq, a predicted model, not a curated record
AAACAAUCGAGCAACGAAAGAGAAAUCCGAUAAGCCGGACAAGGGUCCGGUAAACAAUAAGGCAGUCAGCGUUAAACAAAGGCUCAGGACUUACACACAGGGAAUGACAAGACUUCACAAUAUGUUCAUUCAUUUGACUUAUAUAAACAGGAAGUAUACCCAGAAAUGUUGUAUACCCAGAUUAUGUUCCGUCUCGGUCGUGUCAGAGUUUUUGGACCUAACUAUAUCAUAAUACGUGAAUCAUAACAAGUGCGUGUUUAUGUCAAAGCAAAAACAACUCACACAGUACGUACACAUGACUGAUCCGGUAAAAAGGGCGCUCAUGGAAAUAGGAAUGUCUUUCAUGCUGCCGGGAAGUUCUGCUUGUAAAGAUGAGUAAGUGGAUUGAAGACGGGUGGAUUUGCAUGAUUGAGGCGAGGAGAUGAACGCCUGGGAGGAGUAGACGGUGGAUUUAAUUUAGAGCAUUGUGUAAGGGCUAUUCAGUGGCUUGUAGGACGUGAGGUUUUAAUGAAAUUACUAGGUGUCAUUUCAUUAAGGGAGAGAGCGGGUGGAUGAAAAGAGUCUGAGAUCGGGUGGAUGAGGAAUGAGGAAUGAGGGAGAUGAAGUAGAAGUGCAGCUCUCAGAAAGGAGUGAAAGGGGACAUGGUGAAAGGACGAGGUGUGAAGGAGACACGAAGAUACUACCGCUUCUGCAGUCGUGGGAGGUCCGGACGUCCGUGUCGUUCCUCAUCCCCAGGGCCACAGACCCACUGAAGAUGGAAACCAUAACAUUAUCUCCUGGCUGAGGACAGCGCUUAUCGUUCAUCUUAAAUGCUUUACAACUUCUCAGUAUGAAGGUGCUAGAGUGGAUAGUGCUUACACUCAUCCUGUUUGGAUGCAAGUGGGCGGACUCUGUCCCACUGGCUCCGCCCAUCGCCUCAGUAACACCUGAAAUGCCUCUUUCUGUUAUUCCCACGGUGGAUGAGAGCGCGAGGCUAGUGGAUUGGCUAAUGAAAUAUGGCUACCUGCCUCCUCCUGACCCCUCCACGGGGCAGCUUCAAGCCUGGACUGCAGUCACACACGCUCUGAAGGCUAUGCAGAGGUUUGCUGGAUUACACGACACUGGAGUAUUGGAUGAGGAGACUCUGAGAAUGAUGCAGACACCGCGUUGUUCACUUCCUGACGAUGAAGGCGGUCCGAACCCUGAGUCAGACGCAGAUACUGAGCUUCAAGUCCAGAGGGUGAAGAGAGCCAUCUCGAGCUGGGCUCAGAGAAACAUCAACUGGAGAUUGCGCACGUACCCCACCUCUUCAGCUCUGUCCCAUGAGACGUUUCGUUCUCUGGUCUUCUAUGCUCUGAAAGUGUGGGCAGAUCCAACGGCUCUUGAGUUUCACGAGGUUGGAGGGCCAGACGGGGCGGAUCUCCUGAUUGACUUCUUACAUGGUUCACAUGGUGAUGGAUACCCUUUUGAUGGGGUGGGUGGAGCUGUUGGCCACGCCUUCUUUCCUUCUGACCAGGACAGAGCAGGUGAAGUUCAUCUGGAUGCAGAGGAGGAGUGGGCAUUCAGACAGCCAGCCUCUGAAGGCACGGAUGUGUUCACGGUGCUGGUGCACGAACUCGGCCAUGCUCUCGGACUCUCCCACUCUUCAGCACGGGGGUCCGUUAUGAGGCCGUAUUACCAAGGGCCCCUUGGAGACCCGCUCCACUUCAGCCUGGGAUCUCCAGACCGAGAGCACAUCACCACUCUCUACGGGACGAGAGCUGACAAUCUACAGACAGGAAGUCAUCCUCUAGAGGCAGAAGCUGAACUGAAACAUCCACGCAGAGGCACAGACAGACUCACACACAUGCACCGACACACACACAGUCACCUGGACAGUCCUUCUGUGGAUCGCUGCAACACCAGUUUCGAUGUGGUCGCUAAAAUCAGAGGGGAGACGUUUUUCUUCAAAGGUCCGAGUAUGUGGAGGGUGAACAGAGGAGGCCUGGUUUCUCGGAGAGCCGUGUCCGUGCGCAAACUCUGGGCUGCUCUGCCCACAUCUCUGCCCCCGCUGAGGGCCGUACUGGAGAGGCAAGAGGAUCACGCCAUCAUCUUCAUCAGUGGUUCUCAGUUCUGGCUGUUUAAGGAUCUGUCUCUGCAGAAUGGUUUCCCGCAGCCGCUGUUUGCUCUGAAUCCCGCAGACCCGGAUGGAGAGAAACACGGUGUGCACUGGGACCCUGAUAAAGGAGUGGUGUGGGGGUCGGGAGUAGAGCGAGGAGAGAGCGGUCAGGUGUGGACCGAGCUCAUUGAAGGAGGAGUGAAUGGAAUUAUUACAGAGAACAAUGGUUCUCUCUUCCUCUUCAAAGGCUCUCACUAUUGGAAAUUUGCCCACCCAGGCUCCUCCCCUGAGGAGGGAUUUCCCCGACCUGUGGCCUCAGAUUGGUUGAAGUGCCCCGACCCUUCCCCUCAUCACCCUGGAGAUAUCUCUCUGACAUCCAUUGUUGGUCAGCAGGAGCUUCAAGAGAGAAAAGAGGAAGGCGCAUUGGAGCAGAUCAGGCGCAGGUCCAAAACUACAAUGAGACAUACAGAGAAUCAUGGGGAAUGUCCCUGCUCCAACAGCGCAUCACCACCUAACACAAGUCUGCAUUUCCUGAUGAUCAUCCUGCUCUUACACACUCUGACUUAUCAGUCAUCUGUGUCCCUUUUUACGACACGCUCACAUCCUGUUCGUCGUUAGAUAUUUUUAGCUGUUAUUUUUUUCUGGUUUCUUCAACUGUUCAAGCGAGUCUGUGCCCUCUGUAGCCCACUGUUCGGCAUGUUUUGCAUUCUGUGAUGCUUUUCUGCUCACCACGGUUGCAAUGAGUGGUUAUUUGAGUUACCGUAGCCUUCCUGUCAAGUCAAACCAUUCUGGACAUUCUCCUCUGCCCUCUCUCAUCAACAAGGUGUUACUUCCUGGCUGUUUUUUGUUUGUUCUUCUGUCAUGGCAUUCUGUUUAAACACUGUAGAAUGUUCCAGGUCAUUUGCAGUUUCUGAAAUACUCUAACCAGCCCCAUUCGACACUAUCAAACAAAACCACUGACAUUACGAUGUUCCCCCCAUUCUAUUCUCAUGUCUCAUGUAAACAUUAACUGAAGCUCUUGACCCGUAUCAUUACAUUGAUAUUACUGUAUAGCAUUAUAUUCCCCAGAGCACAGACGAGAUGAAAAAAGGGAACGAUUGCUGUAUGGCAUUCGUAUUUAUUGUGUCGUAUCUCGCUGGAUGACACUCGACAUUUGACCUCUGAUGUAACCUGUACUAAACUCCCAUCCCUGCCACACCUAAUAAUGAUUAAUGACUUAAACACACUUUGUGUCCAUCAGCAAUAGGAAUCAUUGCUAGAACAUUUAUUUACCCUAAGCUCGUACAUGUCUCUUUAUACAUCUUUAUUCCAACCCUACAGUUUUAUUCUUAAUACCAUGAUAAUCUCUCCACCUGACUUCAUUUCUGAAAUGAUGCUAAAUAUCCAGUACUUUAAAAAAAAAAUUAAAUAAAAAUACAACUCCAUGGUUGCAUAGGGUUUCAAUCAAUCUGUAAUAGUAAUAAUAAUCAAAAAAAUUCCAAUAAAACAAGACC